Molecule: messenger RNA, 1341 nt
Organism: Funneliformis geosporum
Lineage: Eukaryota; Fungi; Glomeromycota; Glomeromycetes; Glomerales; Glomeraceae
Source: the annotation of a GenBank genome assembly
AUGUUUAAUUUAUUGAUAAAACCGAUUAGAUUUGUUCGCCCUGUUUCUUUGGUUUCUUUUGCAAAACCUUUGGUCGCAACGCGUGGCCUUGCAACGGUAAAAGAUCAAUCAUUUACUCUCAACAAAAAACCACCUCCUCCAACCGCACCCUAUGCUCCCGUUUAUAACAAACCAACUCCCGCAACCCUCAAAUUAAAAUCUGGCCAAGUUUUUUCUGGCACCUCUUUUGGAGCAAAUGUUCAUGUUUCUGGAGAAGCGGUGUUCACAACAUCUCUGGUUGGAUAUCCAGAAUCCAUGACUGACCCAUCUUAUCGGGGACAAAUCCUCGUCUUCACCCAACCCCUCAUUGGGAAUUAUGGUGUUCCAGGAAUCUUCAAAGAUGAAUAUGGCUUGCUCAAAUUUUUUGAAUCGGACAGAAUUCAUUGUGAAGGAAUUGUUGUUAGUGAUUAUGCAUCUCGUUAUUCACACUGGACUGCGGUUGAAUCGUUGGGCGAAUGGUGCACCCGUUUUGGAGUUGCUGCAAUCUCCGGAGUUGACACUCGAGCAAUUGUUCACAUCCUAAGAGACCAGGGUUCAACCCUCUCCAAAUUGUGCAUCGGAGAAAAUACGGAUUUCUCCAAAAUCCCAUAUUCCGAUCCAAAUGAACGAAAUCUCGUUGCAGAAGUUAGUACUGCGGUCCCUGUUUCUUACAAUCCCUUCGGGGAUGUAAGAAUUGAUUGUGGUGUUAAAAAUAACAUCAUUCGAGCCCUUGUAAAACGCGGAGCCGCUGUGACUGUUCUUCCGUGGAAUUUUCCCAUCAACAAAGUUUCGGAUCAAUUUGACGGCAUCUUCAUCAGCAAUGGCCCUGGAAAUCCAACAAAAGCCGUGGACACAAUCAAAAACAUGCGUCAAGCAUUGGGCUCGUUUCAACGCCCAAUUUUCGGAAUUUGCAUGGGCAACCUGAUUUUGGGUCUUGCAGCAGGGCUUGAUGUGUAUAAACUCCGUUUUGGAAAUCGGGGUCAUAAUGUUCCCGCUUUGAACAUGCUCGAUGGGAAGUGUCAAAUCACUUCCCAAAAUCAUGGUUAUGCAUUGCAAGAUAACAAUUUGCCAACUGGAUGGACAAAGUAUUAUGUGAACGCAAACGACGGCUCAAACGAAGGAAUUCGCCACAAAACGCUCCCAUUCAAGAGCGUCCAAUUCCAUCCUGAAGCAAAAGGUGGACCUCAAGACACGGAGUUCUUGUUCGAAGAAUUCCUUUCAAAUGUUCGCGCUGAUAAAACCCAACGUGAAGGGAUCAAAACCUUUGUUCCAGAAACAUUCGUUUCACAAUCGCAAGUUUCCCCGUCCACCCUUCGUGAUUGA